UUAACAAAAAAUGUGAUAGCUAAAGUAAAUCAUCAAAUAGCUAAUGGUCAGUGUGGAAGAUUAUUUGCUGUGGUGCACCUCGCAGGUUUACAGCAUCUGGUGACUCAAGAGGACUUAUUGGUUAUUGAAGGAACUUUUGCACCUAAUUUGGGUGAUAAAAUUAGAUUGGAAAAGGUGUUGUGUGUUGGGGGAAGAGACUUCACCUUAUUUGGCAGACCUCUUCUAAGUAAAGAUUUAGUCAGUGUUGAAGCAACUGUCAUAGAAAAGAAUCUCUCACAUUGCCAAAUCAACUUCUUCAGUUGGAGACGCCACAACUCAAGGAGAACUAAAUUUCACCGAAACCAACAAACAUUACUUCGAAUCAACACUGUUCAGGUGAUGCACAAGAUAAAUGAAGUCAAAGAAGUGGAAGGGGUAGACGGAAGAAUAUUUUAAAUGCUGUGCUAUUCUGUACAUAAUGUUAUACCGGGUUUGUAAAAAAAUAUAUA
This is a messenger RNA of Macrobrachium nipponense, 488 nucleotides long. RefSeq names its product large ribosomal subunit protein bL21m-like (gene mRpL21). The annotation marks the transcript as partial. NCBI's taxonomy places the organism in Eukaryota, Metazoa, Arthropoda, Malacostraca, Decapoda, Palaemonidae. Gene Ontology annotation, molecular function: structural constituent of ribosome. The transcript has 4 exons. The record is from RefSeq and is a predicted model, not a curated record. Gene Ontology annotation, cellular component: mitochondrial large ribosomal subunit; ribosome.